Messenger RNA from Mercurialis annua (annual mercury), 3038 nucleotides. RefSeq lists its product as uncharacterized. The transcript is spliced from 11 exons. NCBI's taxonomy places the organism in Eukaryota, Viridiplantae, Streptophyta, Magnoliopsida, Malpighiales, Euphorbiaceae. Bases 131 to 2719 code for a protein of 862 amino acids. The record is from RefSeq and is a predicted model, not a curated record.
UCAGAAUUCAGUAGAAAAAGAGAGAAGUUUUGAGGCCCGAAAAGCUCUUCUGCACCAUCUCUGUCUCUGCGCUGAGAGAAGUGGAUCUCUCUCAGUUUUCAGGCCAAUUUCCGAUCAGCUACUUGUAAUAAUGAAUUUUCUACAAAGGUAUACUGCUAAUGCUACUACACACAGUGUAGUUCCAACGGAACAUGGUCUUCCUCCUAUACAUGAACUUCAAAUGGACUCGCGGUACGCUUCCGCUAAGCCAACAGCAACUCUAGAAGGCCUUAUAGCUGAAGAUUCAUUUCCACAGUCGCCGUCUCCUGUUGCAACUCUCCAUGACGGGACUGCGCAGGGAUCUUCUACCAAUGAAGGUGAGAAUGGUACGCCUGCUGCCCCUGGCGUGAGUGCACAAAAUGAGUCUUUUGCUAUGGAGAAUCACUCUGAUGUUUCCGAAGAAGAAGGGUGGAUUACUAUUCCACAUGGGGAACUUCCUGAUGGUUGGAAUAAUGUACCAGAUAUACAUUCAUUACGCUCCCUGGAUCGAUCAUUUGUUUUUCCUGGUGAGCAGGUUCAUAUCCUGGCAUGCUUGUCAGCAUGUAAGCAGGUUACAGAAAUUAUUACUCCAUUUAAAGUUGCUGCUGUGAUGUCUAAAAAUGGCAUUGGACAAAGCCCUGAGAAACAAAAUGGGAAGGUGAGGGAUGAAAAAGAUUUGGGAUCAGGAGAAGGCGAAGGCGAAGUGAGCUCAGAUGGCCAAUUUGUAGAUCAAAAUGGAAGUACGCCAUUAAAACCAGAGAUUGAUUCACAAAAAGAUAUAUCUGCCAGUGAAUCUUUCCUCAGAAUGGAAGAUCAUAAAAGACAAACUGAAACAUUAUUGCAAAGAUUUAGAAACUCUCACUUUUUUGUUAGGAUUGCCGAUGCAGGGGAGCCACUUUGGUCAAAAAGAGGUAGUUUUGAUUCCAAAUCUUCUGAGAUGGAUGGUCAGAACUCCACUGCAGAUGACAUGUCCCGAAUUGUUGCUCUUAUUGAUAGAGGAAAUUUUGAUGCCAAUGUUUCUGGUGGAGCAGCAAGGAAUUCUGUCAAUUGUUUCUCUCUUCCUAAUGGAGACAUAGUGGUGCUUUUACAAGUUAAUAUUGGUGUUAAUAUUUUGAGAGAUCCUAUCAUUGAGAUUCUUCAAUUUGAGAAAUAUCAGGAAAAAAAUUUGUCUCCUGAGAAUCAAGACAACAUAAAUGGCAUGCAUUAUGAUCCAUGUGGUGAGUUGUUAAAAUGGCUGCUUCCUUUGGAUAACACUCUUCCUCCUCCAGCUCGUUCUCUAUCUCCUACUCGUUUAGGUUCUGGUUCAGGAAUAGUUGCCUCUUCCCACAAGCCUUCUCCUUCCAGUUCUCAGCUAUUCUCUCAUUUCAGAAGUUACUCCAUGUCAUCAUUGCCUCAAAAUACUACAUCAUCUCCUCAACCUGUUAAAACCCAAAGUUCUAAGCCUAGCUUUGACCUUGGAGACUGGAAUCAGUACUCAUCUCAGAAGUUCUGGAAAGGUCAAAAAUCUGGGGGUGAAGGUCUUUUAUCUUUUCGAGGUGUAUCAUUAGAGCGAGAAAGAUUUUCUGUUCGUUGUGGGCUAGAAGGCAUCUAUAUUCCAGGACGAAGAUGGAGAAGGAAACUUAAAAUUGUUCAACUGGUAGAAAUUCAUUCAUUUGCUGCAGACUGCAAUACCGACGACCUUCUCUGUGUUCAGAUAAAGAAUGUUUCUCCAGAAAGUAAUCCAGAUAUAGUUGUAUACAUAGAUGCUAUAACAAUCGUAUUUGAGGAGGCUUCGAAAAGUGUAUCACCUUCAUCAUUGCCAAUUGCUUGCAUUGAAGCUGGAAAUGACCACUCUUUGCCAAAUCUACCCCUCAGGAGAGGUGAAGAGCACUCUUUUAUUCUUAAACCAGCAUGCUCUAUGCAGCAAAAUGUAAAAGUUCAUGCUGAAAAAGUUUCUCCAUCAUCAAGUUUGCGCCUCACACCCAGUCCCAUUGAAGGAAGGAGGAAUGGUUUGGAUACUGAUAAGUAUGCAAUAAUGGUAUCCUGCCGAUGCAACUAUACGGAGUCAAGGUUAUUUUUCAAGCGGACAACUAGUUGGCGACCACGUAUCUCAAGGGAUCUUUUGAUCUCUGUUGCAUCUGAAAUGUCGGGACAAUCUUCUGGAUCGAGCGAAAGAGCUUCUCAGCUUCCAGUUCAGGUCUUAACCCUUCAGGCAUCAAAUUUGACAUCUGAAGAUCUUACUAUGACGGUUCUUGCACCUGCCUCAUUUACUUCUCCUCCUUCAGUGGGGUCCUUGAGCUCACCAACAACACCAAUGAAUCCAUUUGUUCGUUUGUCUGAUUCUUCAAGCAGAAUAGGUGGGGAAAGACAUGGUACUGCAAUUAAAAGACUGAGUUCUAUGCCUCCUUCAGAGAAACCUAAACAGACGGGUAAAGGGGGAGUUCACUCCCAUUCCUUUAAUGAACAAUCUUCCCCCAUAUCUGAUGUUGUUCCAAGUGAUGGUCUAGGUUGCACGCAUCUAUGGCUGCAGAGUCGAGUCCCCUUAGGAUGUGUUCCUGCUCAAUCAACAGCUACCAUCAAGCUUGAGCUACUUCCCUUGACUGAUGGCAUAAUUACUCUGGACACGUUACAGAUUGAUGUCAAGGAUAAAGGUCUAACGUACAUUCCCGAGCAUUCACUGAAAAUCAAUGCAACUUCAAGCAUAUCUACAGGGAUUGUAUAGGAACGAUUCAGUGUGAGUUCUAUUUCUUAUUGCUCUUCUUCAAAUGCCGAAAAGAAUUUGAAAGGGAUACAUGAUAUGCCAUACCUGGUUUUAUGAUGUGGUGAUUGUUUACAUUGAUUUGUUUUGAAAAUAGAAACCCGCCUGAUGUAAUCUAAUUGAAGAAGAGCGAUUAUAUAGCACGAACUCUGAAAGAGUUAUACUCUUUAUCUUGACAGGGUCAUUUAUACUUGUAUGAUAAAGAAUUCAUUCUUGGUCUUGUUUAUGUAUUCAGUAGACCCUGGUUUUUCCUCUGUUUAUUUGAUAGAUGUUGGGAUGGCAA